This is a messenger RNA of Astyanax mexicanus (Mexican tetra), 1705 nucleotides long. RefSeq names its product transmembrane and immunoglobulin domain containing 1 (gene tmigd1). The record is from RefSeq and is a predicted model, not a curated record. The transcript has 6 exons. NCBI's taxonomy places the organism in Eukaryota, Metazoa, Chordata, Actinopteri, Characiformes, Acestrorhamphidae. Bases 220 to 1047 code for a protein of 275 amino acids.
ACCCUGUUUGCACAGCAUUACAGAAGGUGCGUGACCGUGAGGGAAGGAGAGGUGAUUGUGGUCAUUCUGCUAUAAAGGAGCUCACCUGCACAAUAUAAACCCCUGCUGAGGAAACCUGAGCAUUUUUAGACUUCUGCUGAGCAACCUUUGGAUUUCUGAGCAGAUCUGUUAUAAGCUCACCGUGCUCUCAGUCUUGGACGACAAAGAAGUGAGUAGAAAAUGAAGCUUUCAGUUUGUAUCCAUCUGCUCCUACAUCUACUCCUCUGCACCUGCUGUAUCCACUGUACUGACGUCUUAAUUCAGUCCAAUCCAGCAGCAGAUGGGAGCAUCAUUAAGACAGAAGUGGAUCAGACGGUGUCUCUGAGCUGCAUGGUUGAGGGUCUUGCAGAUGGAGGUGAACUGGAGUGGUACCGCAACAAACGACUAGUGAGCCUCACAGAUGAGAACCGUAUGGAAGAGAGUCAUCUGUGUGUGGAGCCUGUUACCACAGAGGACAAUGGAGCCAUCUUCACCUGCCAGCUUAAGGCUAAUGCUAGCCUGAAAGCCUCCAUCCAUCUGGAGGUCAGCUAUCCCCCAGAUCUGAACGGCAGUGAGGAAAUGCAUGUUGAAGAGGAAAGUGAUGCUGUUCUGUCCUGUAAUGUUCAGGCCUUUCCUCCAGUAGCUGUAAUCUGGAAGAAAGAUGAUGCUGUGCUAGAUCUUUCCACCAGUACCUACCACACCAGCAAUGAUGGCGUCACCGCCAAGCUGUCCAUCUACAACAUCAAGCGCAGUUCACACCAGGGCCAGUACAGCUGUGAGGCAACUUCACCCACCUACGGACUAAAGAGCAAAACCUUCAUCCUCAUCGUUGGAGAUAAAGUAAUGAAGUUCCCCCUGUGGCCCACAAUUGCUGGCAUUGUGGUCGUGCUCCUUACAAUGCUGCUAGCUGUCAUUUCCAGAUGGCAGAGGGUUAUGAAGAACAAAACGUGUCUCUUUUCCCUCCACAGUGCUUUAAAAGAAUCCACCAUUAGUGACCAUCACCUUUGGGAUUCAAAGUACUGUUGCUGAACUGAACCACAGGCCUGCCCUACUGGAAUGCUACUGCAUAACAACAAUCUCCAAACAAAACUUCUCAUAUGAAACUCUACACAUGUAAAUAAAAUUAAUUUAAAAACACACCAUUACUGUCUGCAUCAAGUCCUGCAUUUUUGGAACUUGUCAUUUGAUAGAAGUAUUUGAAUAAAGUAAACCAUAAAGUUUUGUAGAGACCUUUCUUUACACUUGUAAAAUGCAGAUCUAAAUGCUAAUUACAUUGUGCAAUUGCUCCCUGAGGCUCGUUAAAAAGGUGUUAUACAUUGACUGCUGCUGAGUAAAAAGGAGACGCUGCCACACCUGGCACGUUUACAGCCUGGUAUCUCAAUGUCAUGGCAAUAUAAACCUAUUAAAAUUCUAACAAUUACGAAUUCUCAAGGCCAGGUGAAAGGUUUUCCUCAAUACGAACUAAAGGAAGGGGUCACUGUAAAUUUGAAUGUGUACUGUAAAUGUCUGUAAAUCACUGUCUGGCAAAAAAAAAAAAAUCUUGUAUCUCCAUUUUUUAUGUAAUUCACUUUGACAUCCUUUGAAUCUGGCAGUUGUACUUUACAUUAUGCCAAAAUUAAAUGAAGUAUGGACUAAUAGAAAUGCUCCAAAGUGAAUAAAACCUUAAAAGUUGCUGUUAAAACACAAA